Hydractinia symbiolongicarpus is the source of this 2380-nucleotide messenger RNA. RefSeq lists its product as uncharacterized. The transcript has 3 exons. The coding region runs from base 1085 to 2092 and encodes 335 amino acids. Lineage: Eukaryota; Metazoa; Cnidaria; Hydrozoa; Anthoathecata; Hydractiniidae. The record is from RefSeq and is a predicted model, not a curated record.
UUGGUUAAAACAAAUACGUUGGAAAUGUACUGGAAGCGAAAUACCUUUUCAGUGCGUCUUCGAUAUUUCUGUAGGGGUUUCCAAACAAAUUUUGUUAGUAAAAUGGCAUUUUUCUUCAUAAUAUCAACCGCUGUUGCGAAAUACUUGCUACAUUUAUGAGCAAAAGAUGUAUCAUUGGUGUUCACACCAGCUGGACUAAUUGCUACUUUUGUUGGAAAAAUACUCUUUAUGCAUUUCCAAAAUCCCUUCGAAUCACCAGCAUGUUCCUGCAAAAAUUUAAGGUGAUAAGAACUUCUUGCAGAUUUUACUUUGUAGUUGGCGGUAUUACGAAGUUUUUUGUAUAAUCUCCAGUCUUCUUCCUUUUUGUAUUUUUCGCUUUUUUAAGUGAGUGAGCUAUUGACACGCCCUUCCUCUUUUUCUUUUCACGAUAUAUGGCGCAUGUCAGUGCUACUGAAAUAUUUUAACGCUUGAUUUAUAUCUUUCAUUUCAUACAUAUAAUCCCAGUUCCCUCGUUCAAAAUCUUUACCCAUUGCCUCUGGAUCAUAUUUAAAGUAAUUACAGCAAGCAACAACUCUUGGUGUGAAUUUCAUACUGUUUAUUUUCCUGACGCAUCCUACCAUAUCGUGAUCUCCUAUGCUCAUGGGAAAUACUUUGGUAUGUGAGAUUGAUUUAGCAUUGUUACUCGCAAUUAAAUCAAUAAGUGUCUCCGAGGUCUCUGUAGUACGAGUUGGUUGUUUAACAAGUUGUUUCAAAUCAUAUAGUUGUAGUAUGUCUUUAAAUUCCUUAUUAUCAUUGCGUUCCCUAUAGUUGACAUUAAAGUCACCCAUGAGUAUUACUUCUUUCUCUUCUUUUGCCACAUUUAAUAAGAUGUCGUUAAAUGUUUUAUUAAAGUCCGUCGGCAAAUAAUCUGAAGUAUUUGGUGGUCUAUAAUAAGCGCCUAAGAGAACAUUUUUUGCUUUGUUGAUGAUAAUUUCAAUCCAUAUACAUUCCGCAGUUUUGGUUUCCAAAUCAGUUCGCCUUUUCCAGGAAAACAACAACAACAACAACAACAACAACAACAAUAAUCACGACGACAAUCACGACAAUGAGCGUUAUUAGCAGAGAUAUCCAACACCAUAUGAACGAAGGGCUUGUGUCGUUUGCAGACUUAAUCGAUUUCUUACAUAAUGAGGUAUCAGAAGUAACAAGACCGUCAGCGCAAUCAAUUGCUCCACAAAUAAAGCUUUAUGUGGAAAACUUAUACCUAAGUUUCUAUCGAGCAAAGCAAGCAUGCGAAGCCCGUGUAGAUGGAUUGCAAAGAGAAAUUGAAGAAAUUAUCUAUUCUCUAACAUGCCAAAAAGAAACGAUCCAACGCAUUAAAAAUGAAAAUGAAAACCUGAAAAUUAAAGAAAGAGAGCUUGUAGAGAAUGAAAAAUUGAAAAAUCAAUACUUAAGCGAUUGUAAAGAAAUACUUCGGAACAAAGAGAGAAGCCUUGACAAGGCGAGAGAAAAGUUGUCUGAGGCGAAAGAAAAGCGGGAUAUUACGGCUGCCGUUGGCAUUGGUGUUUCUCUCAUUCCAGUUGUCGGAUGGGUUGUAGGACCUACUAUGAUAGCCAUCAGCUUAACAGCAUUGCAGGACAACGUGAAAUCAUCCAAAGAGUCAGUGGAUUGCGCACAAUCAACGCGUGAUAACUCUUCGAGAGAGUUAGAACAAAUUCGUUCUGAGUUAGGGAGUAUAAGAAAGAAGAUGUCGACUAUCAGUUCAAAACUUGCGUCCUCGAAUGAAAAGGAACGAAGAGAACAAACUCGUCUUCAAGAGAAUAAAAUGCAGUUAGAAAGAGAAGUGAAGUUGCAGGAACAAUUGAAUUACAUUUUUACGUUCGUGUCAACAGCAUUUGGCAGAGCAAGACAUCUUCGCAACAGCACGAAGCAUUUUUACAGUAUUGAACAGCUAUGUAAUCCGAUGAAAGAAUUGGCGAAUCAUUUUAUUAGCCCCAACAGUGCAGUGAAGAAUACACUACAAAAAAACUUCAUGCCUGAAUUGGAAAAACUGCAAUACAUUGACAAUCACGUGUCGAUAAGCGUUGAUCCGAAUCUUGUUGGUUACUGCUGAGCAUAUAAUGACGAAAAGAUAAUAGGACAGUCAUUAAUUAGCAGUAUUCGUACCGAUUCAAAUUUUAGAGUUUUGUCUUUUGUGUUUUCAUUACUAGCUUCAAGUAUUAGCAAUCAUCAAAACAGGAACAGCUAAAAACAGAAUCAAUUUUUUGGUAGUUAAAUAUUGAGUAUGUACUUGUAAUUCUGAUUUUUUUACGGAGUAGUAUAUUUAGUGUAUUUAAAUUAAUACGAUGUAGGCUUAAUUAAAAAAUAUAUGCCGGAAGUGCCUAAAGGUUAUAAGCUGAAA